Molecule: messenger RNA, 443 nt
Organism: Sphaeroforma arctica JP610
Lineage: Eukaryota; Ichthyosporea; Ichthyophonida
Exons: 2
Coding region: 21-443 (140 amino acids)
Biological process (GO): phosphatidylinositol metabolic process
Molecular function (GO): phosphatidylinositol kinase activity
Source: RefSeq, a predicted model, not a curated record
AGGCUGAAUCCAAUGAAAUUAUGAGCGGCAUACAAUUCGGGUUAGGAGUGGCGAUAGGGUCGAUCACACCCAAGGAACAAAAAGAUAUACUAAUGAAGGACUUCAAAGAGGUCCAGAGCACCUGGUGCCCGAGAAAUGGGACACAGUUCACCCCGGCGCACAGUCAACCAGAUUUCUCAUUCAUCACAUAUGCACCCAAAGCCUUCAGAUACUUCCGAGACGCUUACGGGAUCAAACCUGCGGACUUCUUGCUGUCUUUGUGCACGUCACCUCUGCAGGAACUCAGCAAUCCAGGCGCCAGUGGCAGUCUGUUCUAUCUGUCGCCAGACGACAACUUCAUCAUCAAGACCGUCUCCCACAGCGAAACUACGGCUCUAACCAAGAUGUUGCCUGGUUACUUUCUUGUACGUCAGCUCUGUGAUAUCGUAACCAUAACCCCGUGA